Acipenser ruthenus (sterlet) is the source of this 4608-nucleotide messenger RNA. RefSeq names its product metabotropic glutamate receptor 4-like. The record is from RefSeq and is a predicted model, not a curated record. Gene Ontology annotation, cellular component: membrane. The transcript has 11 exons. Gene Ontology annotation, biological process: G protein-coupled glutamate receptor signaling pathway; regulation of synaptic transmission, glutamatergic. Bases 1477 to 4263 code for a protein of 928 amino acids. Gene Ontology annotation, molecular function: adenylate cyclase inhibiting G protein-coupled glutamate receptor activity. Lineage: Eukaryota; Metazoa; Chordata; Actinopteri; Acipenseriformes; Acipenseridae.
GAAGGAUACUCCGAAUGCGCUUUGUAGCACAUACCGGAUCUGGAUACACACUUGUGGAAGCACCACUGUGUUUAUAUAUAAAGACACGAAGCUUGGAAUUCCGAUUUCUCCUUCUGAUUUCUCCACAGUGGAUUCAUUUCUGGGGAACUGUCUUCGGUGAAAUGUCCAUAAACUUUGAUUAAAAAACAAACAAACAAACAAAAAACAACCCGGAAUGUUAAAGGCUCAGGAAGAAUCUUAAGCAUCGUUUUUCCGGUGUUGGCAGAGGGGUGUGAUGGUGUUCGCCGCUCCCACUUCUAACACUAGAACUUCACUAGACCAUUAUACACUCUGGAAUAACAACAGUGGCAAUAGUGCUUAAAGUACUGUAUAACUGUAUUAUAUGUGUCUAAUGCAUCUGAUUUGACAUCGACUUCUGCAGAGCAAUGUCUUAUUGGUCUAGUUCAGCUCUGCUUCAGCGGGGGAGUGUGCUAUACUAAUAUCAGUCAUUUCUCAUUGCCACUAAAUCUCAGCAUUACAAGAUUAAGUACAGCAGCUUCAUAGAGGAUUUCAUCUAGUAAACCGUAAAGGGCUAAUUUUCAACAUCGUACGCCAGGAGCUCUGAAGAAACGCUGCGCUUAAAAAAACAAAAAAACAGAACACGCUCGUUUUAGUCCAGUUUCAGCACCACUGCGUGGUGGACAGCGUACCUCAUUUUUUUGUUGUUUUUCUUUUUUUAUUAUAAGAAUCUCUGGCCCAUUUUAUAGAGGGCUGUUCGUUUGGACAACUGGGUGAUGCAUCCAAUUGGCUGACAUAGAAGAGGGCAGAGUGUAUGUCUGAAACAAAUUCAUAUACAUUCAAGCAAUGCCAUAAGUGUUUCGGUUAAGCAUCACUCCGCAUUGAGAAGGCAGAGGAGCGCUACAAACGGCUUGAGCAAGGCGGGCUUCUGCUGAGUGAAACACUGAUGAAUUGUAAGACAGGAGAGGGACCGUGUUGUCCAAGCAUUUGCCACAGUGCUACUAAUUCACGAAUGUAGCACCAUCCCUGGAAUUUUGGAUUGCUAACGUGAACCCCCACCGGGAUUUGUAUCAGAGGAAUUCUAUCACAACGAAGAAUGACACCUGCUUUCUAAAGAAGCUGUAUUUUUUUUACAAUAAAAACACAAUAACAUUUUUUUAAAUAUUCCUGACACUAAAAUUUGGAUAAAAAACAAAGAUCUUAUAAACACCUUUGUUCUUCCUAACGCCUCCACCAAGAGGUCUUCAUGGAUUGGCAUGCGUUGUGCGCCAGACUGUUCUUUAAUUGCCUUCAUUUCCUUGUCACUGAGGGGAGAGAGAGAACAAACGUCUAAAAAAGGAAUUAAACAAACCUUUAAAAAAGGUGUGAUAUGAAAGUCGGUCGUCAGAGAAAGGGGUUGUUUUAGUGCCACUUUUUAUCUGAAGGAAGGAAGGUUGCUGGAGCUUUGAGAGGACUAGAAAGGGCUAGUUAUUGGAGUAGAUGAAGAAUCCAACCCUUUUACCGGCAGUCACCAUGACGUUUCUUCUGGGCUGGUCGCAGGACUGGCCCUGCUACAGGAAGCGGUCUCUGGUCUUUGCAUUUUUCCUGGUUUGCUGUCUUGUCCCGUUGGUGACCCCCAAGCCCAGAUCUCCGGGGCACAUUCACUUGAAUUCAAUCCGGAUAGACGGAGAUAUCGCUCUGGGCGGGCUCUUCCCGGUCCACUCACGGGGCAGCGACGGGAAAGCCUGCGGAGAACUCAAAAAGGAGAAAGGGAUCCACCGAUUGGAAGCCAUGCUGUACGCUGUGGAUCGUAUCAAUAAUGACCCAGAGCUGCUGCCCAACAUCACUCUGGGAGCCCGGAUCCUGGAUACCUGCUCGCGGGACACGCACGCGCUGGAGCAGUCGCUCACCUUCGUGCAGGCACUCAUCGAGAAGGAUGGCACUGAUGUCAAGUGCCUGAGCGGAGGACCGCCCAUCAUCACCAAGCCUGAGAGAGUGGUGGGUGUCAUUGGGGCGUCUGCGAGCUCCGUCUCCAUCAUGGUGGCCAACAUACUGCGUCUCUUUAAGAUCCCCCAGGUGAGCUAUGCGUCGACAGCCCCUGAGCUGAGUGACAACACGCGCUAUGAUUUCUUCUCUCGGGUGGUCCCGCCCGAUACCUACCAGGCCCAGGCCAUGGUGGACAUCGUCAAGGAGAUGCGUUGGAACUACGUCUCCACUGUGGCAUCUGAGGGCAACUAUGGAGAGAGUGGCGUCGAUGCCUUCAUCCAGAAAUCCCGCGAGGACGGGGGUGUUUGCAUCUUCACAUCUGUGAAGAUCCCGCGGGAGCCCAAAGCCGGCGAGUUCGACAAAGUCAUCAAACGUCUGCUGGAGAACUCCAACGCAAGGGUGGUUAUCAUGUUCGCAAACGAGGACGACAUCAGGCGGGUCCUGGAUGCAGCCAAGAAAGCCAACCAGACAGGUCACUUCCUGUGGGUGGGGUCUGACAGUUGGGGCUCCAAGAUCUCCCCAGUGCUACACCAGGAAGUGGUGGCAGAGGGCGCUAUUACCAUCCUGCCCAAGAGGAUGUCUGUCAGAGGUUUUGACCGGUAUUUUGCCAGCCGUACUCUGGACAACAACAGGAGAAACAUCUGGUUCGCGGAGUUCUGGGAGAACAAUUUCCAUUGCAAACUCAGCCGACACGCGCUGAGAAAGGGCUCCAGCAUCAAGAAGUGCACAAACCACGAGCGGAUUGGCAAGGACUCAUCGUACGAGCAGGAGGGCAAGGUGCAGUUCGUGAUCGACGCGGUCUACGCCAUGGCGCAUGCCCUUCACAACAUGCACGCGCUGCUGUGCCAGGGCAAAGUGGGACUCUGCCCCAAGAUGAACCCCAUCAACGGCACCAUGCUGCUCAAGUUCAUCCGAGAUGUCAACAUCACAGGCAUCGCUGGAAACCCCGUGCUGUUUAAUGAAAAUGGAGAUGCCCCGGGACGCUACGAUAUCUACCAGUAUCAGAUCAAGAACAACACCGCAGAGUACAAAGUCAUCGGUCAAUGGACCAACCAUCUGCAUUUAAAUACUCAUGCAAUACAGUGGCCAGGUGGUAGCCAUCAAGUGCCACCCUCUACCUGCAGCCGGCCGUGUGGCCCCGGGGAGCGCAUGAAGGUGGUAAAGGGCACCCCCUGCUGCUGGCACUGCGAACGUUGUGAGGGGUACCAGUUCAGGGCAGAUCGCUACACCUGCAAGAUGUGUCCCUUUGGCCAACGCCCCAACGAGAACCACAUGUACUGCCAGGACAUCCCCAUCGUCCAGCUGGAGUGGACCUCCCCCUGGGCAGUCAUCCCGGUCUUCAUUGCUAUCAUCGGAAUCCUGGCCACGCUGUUCGUGGUGGUCACGUUUAUCCGCUACAACGACACACCCAUUGUCAAGGCUUCUGGGCGUGAGCUGAGCUACGUUCUGCUGACAGGGAUCUUUCUGUGCUAUGCCACCACUUUCCUCAUGAUCUCCAAGCCUAACGUGGGCAUCUGCUCGCUGCGGCGCAUCUUCCUAGGCUUGGGUAUGAGCAUCAGCUAUGCGGCUUUGCUGACCAAGACCAACCGCAUCUACCGCAUCUUUGAGCAGGGCAAGAAGUCCGUCUCCGCCCCGCGCUUAAUCAGCCCAGCCUCCCAGCUGGUGAUCACCUUCAGCCUGAUUUCUCUGCAGUUGAUGGGGGUCUGCAUCUGGUUCUUGGUGGACCCCUCCCAAGCCAUCACUGACUACCACGACCAGCGCACGUCCAAUCCGGUCUUAGCCCGCGGGGUGCGCAAGUGUGAUAUCUCGGACCUGUCCCUCAUCUGCCUCCUUGGCUACAGCAUGCUGCUGAUGGUCACCUGCACUGUGUACGCGAUCAAGACCCGCGGGGUCCCAGAGACCUUCAACGAGGCCAAGCCCAUCGGCUUCACCAUGUACACCACCUGCAUCAUCUGGCUCGCCUUCAUCCCCAUCUUCUUUGGGACCUCACAAUCCAACGAGAAGUUGUACAUCCAGAUGACCACGCUGACGAUCUCGGUGAGCCUGAGUGCCUCGGUCUCACUGGGGAUGCUCUACAUGCCCAAGGUGUACAUCGUGCUCUUCCACCCCGAGCAGAACGUGCCCAAGCGCAAGCGCAGCCUGAAAGCCGUGGUCACGGCCACCACCAUGUCCAACAAGUUCACGCAGAAGGGCAGCUUCAGGCCCAACGGGGAAGCCAAGUCAGAGGUCUGCGAGAACCUGGAGACGCAAGCAUUGGCUUCCAAGCAAACUUACAUCAGCUACAGCAACCACGCAAUCUAACCAAGAGCCUCUGGCAGGGCCUGCCAUCAUUACGAAGAGUUCACUACGCUGAAGCAAGAGGAACAAAAAAAAAGAGGGAGAAACUAAAGAAGAGCACAAACAAAAACCAGUAACAGGCAUGGCCCUUUAUGGGAUGGGUCCUUGGAGGCCACUGUGGAUGGGGUUGUGUCCUCAUGAUCAAACGGUAGCGACGGAGAUGUUUCCAAGGUAAUGGCAGGAGAGUACUUCAGAACUGAGUCUGUUUUCCUUCUUGCGUUGAUGACACCGUUUGUCUUUUGUUUUCUUGAUAUUUUCAUGACAUCUCGUGAGCUUCAUUUUAGAGAGACAGACCAGCUGUUUUGGGAG